AUGGCGUUACAGACCACAAUCCGUUUACUGCUAUCGCUGGACCCUACGAAACGUCCGAUAGCUCGUGCAAUUCUAGCAUCGCCGUUCAUCGAAUCGGGUCCGAUCAAGACGCUUCGGAUGUUGCAGAGUUUGGUCGGGUUUGAGCCGGUGGUUCAAGCAAAAUUUCUGACAACGCUACCUAAAGCGAUCGAUGGCUUCUCGCCGCGUGUGCUCCGUGACAUGGUGAUCCCAGGCCUUCACUUAGUGGUGACCAACAAGGCUAUGUCUCCAUUUGUCAUCACGCUGCUACUCAAGAUCGUGUUCAAGGUCGACAAGCAAAUGUUCUCGCACUCGGUUGCAUCAAUCGUGAUCCUGCUGCUGGCGAUCACGGAGCCUGUCCAGUGCAUGCUGGUGAUCCGUGUUAGAACUAGAGACGCUCAUCCCAAAGACAGAGGACGGCUACAUUCGUGGCCACAUUGUUCCCAUGCUGUGCCGGGCACUCGAUAG
Molecule: messenger RNA, 486 nt
Organism: Peronospora matthiolae
Lineage: Eukaryota; Oomycota; Peronosporomycetes; Peronosporales; Peronosporaceae
Source: the annotation of a GenBank genome assembly